This is a messenger RNA of Dendronephthya gigantea, 1065 nucleotides long. RefSeq lists its product as uncharacterized. The record is from RefSeq and is a predicted model, not a curated record. The transcript has 2 exons. Lineage: Eukaryota; Metazoa; Cnidaria; Anthozoa; Malacalcyonacea; Nephtheidae. Bases 1 to 1065 code for a protein of 354 amino acids.
AUGUCACCUGGUAAUGAUGGAAAGGAAACUUUGGGCUGUCUUGCUGUGAAUUCGAUCUCAGAUUAUGAUAACUUAUGUGCUUUGGACGUGCUGGGUUUGGCUGACAAUGUUGGUGCUGAUAGCGAUGUAUUUGACGAAUUUAAAGAGCAGCUGACAAGAUCCGAAGAGGGUUGGUACAAAACCUCACUUCCAUGGAAACCUGGUCAUCAACCUCUAUUAUCAAAUCGUGAUGGUAGUAUAUGCCGUCUCAAUUCUCUCUUGCGGAAAUUAAAACGUACAGAUAUGCUUGAAGAGUAUGAUGCGGUGAUCAGAGAGCAAAUCGAUCAAGGAAUCGUAGAGAAAGCCCCAAGUGAAGUCACGGGUAAAGAAUUCUAUCUCCCUCAUCGCGCCGUAGUCCGAGAAAACGCGGAAACAACGAAGACCCGAAUUGUUUACGACGCAUCCGCCCGCCAACGAGAAGAUGCGCCAUCUUUAAAUGAUUGUUUAGUAACUGGCCCGCCAUUACACAAUCAACUGUGGACAGUGAUAGUUAGAAACCGAUUCCACCCUGUGGCUGUUGCUGGAGACGUGCAAAAAGCCUUUCUCCAAAUUAGAGUCCGGGAAACUGAGCGUGAUGCUUUACGGUUCCAUUGGAUCAAAGAUUUACAUUCCACCGAAAUCGAAGUGCUCCGCUUUACUCGAGUUGUCUUUGGUCUAACUUCGUCACCUUUCCUGCUAAAUGGAGUUAUCGCGAGACAUUUAGAGUUGAUGGAGCCUCGUUUCCCCGAGGCUGUGGCUGAAAUACGUAAAAGUUUGUACGUAGAUGAUUUAAUCACUGGAGCGCCUACUAUUGAUGAAGCAAGCCAGCUUAAGCAGAAGGCCAUCGGCGUCUUCGAGGAAGCCAGAUUACGAUUACAUAAGUGGCAUUCGAAUGCCACAGAACUCGAGUCGGACAUGAUUGACAAUCCGGUUACCUUUGCUAAACAACAGUUAAGUGCCAACCCAAAGGAAAACGAGUGCAAGCUAUUGGGCCUAAAAUGGAACAAGCUCGAAGAUACCGUGCAAGUUGAUUUCCCUGCUGUUUAA